AUGAUAAAAAAUUUAACGAUAAAAAAGAAUAUCAAAUUAUCAAUAAACCGCAACGAUUUUAUGAUUUCAAACACACAAGAAAAAAACGAGUUAAAACAAGUUGAAUUGAACACGAUUGCAGUCGGUAUGACUUCAUUGAGUCAAUCGGCUGCCGACUUACACAAAUUUGUAAUUGAACAACUUGGCCUCAAUUCAAAUGCUAUUCCCAAAGAGUCAAUAUCUUCAAAACUUGCAGAUGCCUUUUUAUAUGCAUUUAGACUUUACUCUCAGCAAAAGUAUAAGAUUGAAAUCAUAUCAAAACUCGGAAAAGAAUGUCUUGUAAGAAGACUAACUUUAGACUACAUUGGCCAACAUGCAGAACUGGGAGCGGAGGGGGAACUUUUACUGUAUUAUAGUUAUUUUGAUGAAAUACAUUGGAAAGGAAGACGUUUAGUCGAAUUAUCACGUUGUAUUAAAUGUCCCUCAAUUAAUUAUCAUUUAACUGGUUGCAAGAAAGUACAACAAGUGCUGGCCUCCAAAACAGCACUGCGUAGAUUUGUCGAGUCUAAAUCAGACCUGGAACUUUUAUUUAGUUCAAUGGUGGGACAAUAUUCACUGGACUGCGAUUCAUUAGGAGACAAAAUGACUCAAUUUGCCAUAGAAAAUCCCGAUAAAUUUGUAAUGAAGCCACAAAGAGAGGGUGGAGGUUUUAAAUCAUGUUUAAAUUAA
Messenger RNA from Octopus sinensis (East Asian common octopus), 708 nucleotides. RefSeq names its product glutathione synthetase, chloroplastic-like. NCBI's taxonomy places the organism in Eukaryota, Metazoa, Mollusca, Cephalopoda, Octopoda, Octopodidae. The transcript is spliced from 4 exons. Bases 1 to 708 code for a protein of 235 amino acids. The record is from RefSeq and is a predicted model, not a curated record. Gene Ontology annotation, biological process: glutathione biosynthetic process. Gene Ontology annotation, molecular function: glutathione binding; ATP binding; glutathione synthase activity. Gene Ontology annotation, cellular component: cytosol.